This is a messenger RNA of Botrytis fragariae, 1938 nucleotides long. RefSeq names its product putative peptide transporter protein. Gene Ontology annotation, biological process: transmembrane transport. Bases 1 to 1938 code for a protein of 645 amino acids. The transcript is spliced from 4 exons. Gene Ontology annotation, molecular function: dipeptide transmembrane transporter activity. Gene Ontology annotation, cellular component: membrane. Lineage: Eukaryota; Fungi; Ascomycota; Leotiomycetes; Helotiales; Sclerotiniaceae. The record is from RefSeq and is a predicted model, not a curated record.
AUGGUUGCUCAAGAAAACAUCACAGCCGACAUCCAAGGCUCGAUGCUAGGCAGUGAUGCUGUCCUAGCUAUCGACCAGAAAGGAUCGUUGAUUCACACAGUCUCAAGGGAGCAUCACCCCAAAGUCGGUCUCGAAUCUGAGGCCGCAAUAGUCCAUGCAGAAGGCCAUGGACACGAACAUAUCGAUCCAGAAUUAAUACCUACUGAAGAGGAGAAGAAAACCCUCCGAAAAGUAGCUGGAAAACUUCCUAGUGUCACUUACUUGAUCUGUGCUGUCGAAUUCGCUGAGCGAGCUUCUUACUAUGGUUGCAAUGGUUUGUUUAACAAUUUCGUCAACAGACCACUCCCAGUCGGCGGUGAUGGUUAUGGUGCACCACCAAGAGGAACUGAACAAACUGCCGGAGCUUUAGGUCUCGGUACUGUCAAAGCAACAGCCACAUCUCAAUCAUUCUCUCUACUUGCAUAUGCACUUCCAUUGUUCUUCGGAUGGCUCGCCGAUACCAAAACUGGUAGAUUCAAGAUUAUUUGCUGGGGUGUAGCAGUAUGUGGUAUUGCACAUGUUCUCAUGUGUGCAAGUGGUGCUCCUAGUUUGUUGGCCAGCGGAAAUGCCAAGGCUCCUUUCUUUUUGAGUGUCUAUACUUUGUCUAUUGGUGCUGCUAUGUUCAAACCUAAUAUUGCACCAACCCUUCUCGAUCAAAUGCCACACGCAGUUCCAGUCAAGAAGACUCUCCCAUCUGGUGAAGUAGUCAUUGUUGACCCCGAAUCUACUACCGAGCGUGUCAUGCUUUGGUUUUACCUCCUCGUUAACGUCGGUGGAUUCAUGGGUGUCCCAACUGCCUACACCGAAAAAUACAUCGGAUGGUGGUUGUCCUUCCUCCUCCCACUCCUCCUCUAUGUCCCUCUCCCAUUCCUCCUCUGGUACAUGCGCAAACGUCUCAUCCUUUACCCACCAGGAGGAUCCGAUCUUGGCAACGUCUGCCGUGUUGUUGGUAUCUGUUUCAAGAGAGGUGGUUUAAGAAAAAUCUUCACCCGCAAGGGAGGAUUCUUUGAAGCCGCUAAGCCAUCCGUCAUUGCCCAGUCUGGAAACGUUAUCGAUGUACCAUGGAACGAUGCAUUCAUCGAGGAUGUCAAGCGUACUUUCGAAGCUGCCGGAAUCUUCUGUUUCUUCCCAAUUCAAAACAUCAACGACAACGGUCUUGGUAGCUCCGCUAAUGCUCUCUCAACUAUGUUGUCUACCGAUGGUGCCCCCAACGAUGUGAUGAACAACUUCAACUCUCUCUCCAUUAUCAUUGUCGCACCAAUCCUCAACUACGGUCUCUACCCAUUGUUGAGAAAGCGCAACAUUCACUACGGACCAAUCGCCAGAAUGACCACCGGAUUCUUCCUGUCUACUCUCGGAGGUGCCGCCUACACUCUUCUCAACUACUACGCCUACAAGAUCGGACCUUGCGGAAAGUAUGGUUCUUCCGCAACCUGUGUUGAUGCCGAUGGUGUUUCCCUCGUAUCCUCCAUCUCCGUUUGGUUAAUGGCCGUUCCCUACGCCAUCGGUGGUAUUUCCGAACUCUUCGUCAACGUUCCCGCAUACGGUAUUGCAUACUCCCGUGCUCCAGCCAACAUGAGAGGUCUCGUAUCUGCUCUUAACUUGUUCACCCAAGCUAUUGCUUAUCUCGUUGGUCUUGCCUGUGCCGGUGUCAUCAAGGAUCCAUAUCUUACCUGGGAUUUCGGUGCGCCAACUAUCAUUGGUUUCAUCAUGAUGUGUGCUUUCUAUUGGAUCUACAGAGAUAUCGAUAAGGAAGAAUACAAACUCAGUGUCAAUGAUGAGCAAAUGCAUGUUGCAGAUCAACCAAUUCAUGAUGGACAAAGUGCGAGUGAGAAAGCUGGUCCUCCUUCGUAUGAGGGAGAGAAAGGUGGACUCAAGGAUAAGGAGACAGAGCUUUAG